UGCGUUGUUGUUAUUACUUUGCUCAUUUUGAUUUUCAAUAGUCGAAUUACAAUUCCAUUAGAUUAUUGUGCUCUACGAAUUUUUCGCAAUUUCAAAGUAAAAAUGGCAAACUGGUUGAGAACUCGAUUAUCCAAAGGAAAUUUGCUGAUAAAACGACUUCGAAUCACGAUUUUUUGUUUGAAUUUAUUCUUUGUCAUACUGGGUUUCUUAGUGCUAACCAUUGGUAUUUUCACCUAUGUAGAGUAUCAACAGUAUAGAGAGUUUCUAGUAGGUGAUCAUUUGGGGUUGCAUGGCAUUGGUUUAAUAAUCGUCGGCUGUGUCACAUUUGUGAUUACACUUCUCUGUUUCAUUGGCAAAAUCAGAAAAAGUCCAUGUGUGCUAUUAUAUUUUAUGAUGGUGUUGGUUGUAAUUUACCUCUUUGAAAUCGCAUGUGGUAUUGCUGUGAUCGUUGAAAAAUCGAAACUUGAUGCAACUUUGACGAAAAAUUUGAACAAAAUAUUCAAUGACUACAAAAGUAACGAGGGAAUAUGGGAACAUUUACAAACUGAGAUGAAAUGUUGUGGUAUCAACGGACCAGACGAUUGGCACACAAAUAUCCCCAAAUCUUGUUAUGAAACUUUGCCUAAAGGACAAAGGUUUUGUACCAAAACUGGUUGCAAAUCUCCAUUACUCAAUCAUUUUGGAUCGAUAGCAGCUAUUUCGGCCGGCUUUAGCCUUUCGUUUGGAUUGAUUCAGAUUUUGGUCAUCGGAUGUACUUUUUACGCAUACAAAUUGUUUCGCGAUAGCUUUGGAGAGCAUAUAGAAAUAUUUGUUCGAUAAAAAAAAGCUUUGUGUUCAAAUAAUAAACUGAAUCAUAUAUUUAUCAUCACAA
Molecule: messenger RNA, 871 nt
Organism: Sitodiplosis mosellana (orange wheat blossom midge)
Lineage: Eukaryota; Metazoa; Arthropoda; Insecta; Diptera; Cecidomyiidae
Product: leukocyte surface antigen CD53-like
Exons: 6
Coding region: 103-819 (238 amino acids)
Cellular component (GO): membrane
Source: RefSeq, a predicted model, not a curated record